Messenger RNA from Salvia miltiorrhiza (redroot sage), 1992 nucleotides. RefSeq lists its product as uncharacterized. The record is from RefSeq and is a predicted model, not a curated record. Lineage: Eukaryota; Viridiplantae; Streptophyta; Magnoliopsida; Lamiales; Lamiaceae. The coding region runs from base 1 to 1992 and encodes 663 amino acids. The transcript has 2 exons.
AUGACAACAUCCGCGCUGGAGCAAGUGCGGGAACUUGGUCAACUCAACCCGGACGCCAGAACGUCAGGAACACUCCGACAAGAUGGAACAACCAUCACCGGAGGACAACAUGCUCGAACCAUCUUCACCACGUCGGGCGGAGCAAUGAGCAACACCGCCGUUAGAGGCGCACAACCUACCAUACUAGGGCUAAAUCAGACGGCCACGCCGCCAACCCAGGUUAACCAACAGCCUGACGGACACGGUCCAAGGGAGUUCACCCAAGACCAGCUGUUCACCAAUGAAUUCACUCAACCAGCCACAACCGGCCCAUACGCAAUCAGAGAUGAAAACUUGGCGAGAAAGCUGGCGGAAAUGGAGGCCUUGAUCCAGCGAAUUCCCGGUGUCCCGGCACCCAUCCACAAAAGUUCAGAGAACUGCUAUGCCGACUCGUCAUUUGUGGAUGAAAUUGCCUUGGUGGAAAUGCUCGUCAAGUUUAGCUUUCCGAGCAUGCAAAUGUUCGACGGCACGACGGAUCCGACCGACCACAUCGCUCAAUAUAAACAAAGGAUGUUCACUGCCGCAAUUCCUCGUGGAUUGAGGCAGGCCUGCAUGUAUAUAUUUGUGCAGCAAUAUGCUAGUAGCAGGAAACUUGAAAAGAUAUCGGAGGAUCUUUACGCCGUGGUGCAACAGCGUGGCGAGCCUCUUCGAGAUUACAUCAGCCGAUUCAACAAAGAGAAGGUGUCCAUCACAAAUUGCAACACCCAAACGGCGGUCACCGCCUUCCGGAAGGGUCUUCUGCCCGACUCAGACCUCUACAAAGAUCUCACCAAAUACCCUUGUAGAACAAUGGAGGACGUCCUUGCCAAAGCAUGGGCACAAAUCAAAUGGGAGGAAGAUCAAUACAGCCACCACCGAUCUUCACCAAGCGGAAACACUAGAAGAGACUCCAGGGUGGAUAGAAGGACAAAUGAUAGGCGGUCUGAGCCUUACCCAUCUUCACGACACGAAUACAGAAGGAGACAGUAUGACCAACCUUACGAGACGCGACCACGUGAAAGGGCCAAGAUCCCAGAGUACAACUUAUCUAUCUCACCAGCCGAGGCGGUCUUAGCUCUCAAGAAUCUAGGCAACAAAGUCAAAUGGCCAGAAAGGAUGAGGGCCCCAGCUGACCAGAGGGACAGAUCCAAAUGGUGUGAGUUCCAUGCAGAUCAUGGACAUCGGACAGAGGAUUGCAUCGCUCUCAGAUUGGAAGUGGCCCACCUACUAAAUCAAGGCCACCUCACCGAUUACCUGACCGAAAAGGGCAAGCUUACCCUACAACAAGGAAGGGACAAGCAAGAGAAACACAGAGCCGACAGCCCGCCAGACCCACCACACCAUGAGAGAACUGUGAACGUGAUAUUCGGAGGCUCCGAAGUCAGCGGAAUCACCCACUCAGCCGCCAAGAGACACGCCAGACAGGCUAGAUCAAGCAAAACAGGGGCUCUGCCUUCCGGCAAAGCUGGACCAACGGAUCCAACCCUAACAAUCAGCUUUGCAACAUCUGAAUCAGACAAGCUUCUACACCCUCAUCAUGAUGCUUUGGUUAUUUCCAUUUAUAUUGCUAACUGUUUAACAAAGCGUGUGCUAAUAGACAAUGGUAGCUCUGCCAAUAUUUUGUUUUUCAGUGCAUACAGGGAGAUGGGUUUGGACGAGUCCAAGCUAAUCAAGAAAGCGGUCGUACUCGUUGGCUUCAGUGGCGAGAGUACGACUACCGUAGGGGAGAUUGAUCUUCCCGUUUACGCAGAGGGAGUCAACCUCUCCACUAGGUUUCUGGUGGUAGACGCCCCAUCAGCAUACAACGUCAUCCUAGGCCGUCCAUGGAUCCACGAAAUGGAAGUAGUACCAUCUACCUAUCAUCAAGUCAUACGAUUCCCAACCAAGUGGGGAGUUAAGGAGAUCAAGGGAGAGCAGAAGGACUCCAGAGCGUGCUACCAAACUACUAUGAAGGCGAAAAACCCAUCCUUAUAG